Messenger RNA from Heterostelium album PN500, 885 nucleotides. It is a transcript of the gene elmoB, whose product is annotated as ELMO domain-containing protein. The coding region runs from base 1 to 885 and encodes 294 amino acids. Gene Ontology annotation, molecular function: GTPase activator activity. The record is from RefSeq and is a predicted model, not a curated record. The transcript is spliced from 4 exons. Lineage: Eukaryota; Evosea; Eumycetozoa; Acytosteliales; Acytosteliaceae.
AUGUAUUGCCCACUAUUUCUAUGGAAGAUUUAUAAGUUCUUUGUACAUCUUUACACGGGUAGAUGUGAAAUAGAGAGACUUUGUCAUAACUAUGAGAUAAGCAAUCACAAUAGAAGACUUCUCAUUGAACAGAGUAUUGAGAACUCGUCAAAGUUGAAUAGAAUAAAGACAUCGCUCUUGGCUGAAUUCGAUACACAUACAAUUGCAAUGGCAAUCGUCGAAAUUAAGAAAAUUAAUCAAGAUCUUUUAGCUUUUGAAUCAACUAUAUUACCAAAUUUAGAAGCAGCAUUAGAACCUUUGUCAGCAUUACAAUCAUUGAAAGCACAAAUCACUUUAUUAAGAGAUCAAGCUUAUGAUUCUGAAAAUGAAAUACAUGAAGAGAAAUUAGAUCAAUUGUGGAAUUCUAUUUUCCCAAAUAAAAGAAGAUCGGCAAGAAUCACAAGUGAAUGGGGACAUAUGGGAUUCCAAGGUAAGGAUCCAGCAACUGAUUUCAGAGGAAUGGGACUUCUCGGUUUGGAGAAUCUGCUCUACUUGGCAACAAACUAUGAAGAGGAAACUAAAUACAUUCUAGAGUGCGCAAACAGCAAAUUUCAAUACCCAUUUGCAAUCACAGGAAUCAACAUCACCUCAAAACUUGUAAAUAUGUUACUCUCCGAGAAGAAUCAUCUUAAAAAUCAUUUUAUUUAUACCAAACCAUCGAUGAGAGAUUUCAAUGAAUUAUAUGCUAAGGUAUUUAUAUCAUUUAAUAAUUACUAUCAAUCAAAGAAACCAGAGAACGUUAUGCAAUUUGGUCCUAUCAUCAAUGAUUUUAUAGCUAAUCUACAUUUAAAUCUAUUGGACGCAUUCGAUACAAAUACCAAUCAAUAUAAUCUUAGCUUAUUUUAA